AGGCCGAGUUCCCCGCGCACUUCUUCAUUCCACCCUCUCGUCUCCAGCUGCAGAUCUGAGAAGUGAGAAAAAGAUCUCCAGAAGCCACACUCGCCGUGACUGACCUGACAAGAAAUCCGUGUUUAUCAUACAACUGGAAGAUGAAGCUGUCCGUGUGUCUCCUGUUCCUGGGCUGCCUGGUGCUUGUGACCGAAGCCAUCCCCGCACCUCGCGAGGAGGACCUGCAAGGCCUGCUGACCGAGUUAGAAGACUCGGUUGAUGAGCUAGAAGGUGCAGUGGCAGAGGCGGGAAUGGAAAAGCGUCGUCAUUAUGCGUUUCGAGUAUGCAUAAUGAAUUGCGAAAAGAAGUCUUUUUGGGCUCAACUUCCUUGCAAGGGUAUGUGUGAAAUCAAACAUGGGAAGCGGGACGAAGUUGGACUGGAGGCUGAGGAAGAAGAACUGCAGGAGAAGGCGUUCUUAGCCUGAAGCGGGACUCCAGUGCCUCCGCCUGGUGACGUCACGGCAAUCGAACUGCAGAAAGCUCAGGACCAGGCGGCUGAAGCUGAAGACUUUCAAUAGUUUCAUUAGGUAUAAAGACAUGGGUGAUUAAGUUCUUUGAUUCACAAAUACAAAGGAAUGUACCUGCCUACGUUUCAAUAACCCAUCUGUUAACUUGCUUGGAGCAAUAAUGUUUGGGCCAGCAAUGGUCGUUUUGCAACUGACAUUUACAUCUUAUACGUUUUCUAAUAGCAGUGAUGAUACUAAACAAGGUAGAAUGGUGAUUCGGAUUCUUUUCUUAUAAUUAUUAGUUCUUUUUAACACUUAAAUACCACAGAAUCCCUGAACCGCUGCUACAUCGAAGCGUAUUUCUAAUAAAUAUUAGCAGGGAAUUUAACUGAGGAUAAUUAUCUGCAGUUUUAAACAAUUUCAGGACAUGUGCGUGAACAUUCUGUACAUCUAAGAAAGCAAUGGAAAUGAAUGUUUGAAUAUGAAGGAUAAUAAAAGUGGUGACUGGUUUAAAUUCAUGUUUCUGUGUUGUUCU
Messenger RNA from Branchiostoma belcheri (Belcher's lancelet), 1020 nucleotides. RefSeq lists its product as uncharacterized. Bases 141 to 464 code for a protein of 107 amino acids. The transcript is spliced from 5 exons. Lineage: Eukaryota; Metazoa; Chordata; Leptocardii; Amphioxiformes; Branchiostomatidae. The record is from RefSeq and is a predicted model, not a curated record.